AUGUGCAAAAAACCGUCGGACGAGCUCCUCUUCGUCUACCAUUGUGCCGUCAUCCAUCUUGUUUUCCUUGACGACGACCGGACGACGACGCAUCGGUCGACGGAGGAGAAUUCGUGUUCUAGUAAUCGUUCGUGCGUCCACUCCUGGAUCAACAUCCAGAGAACCGUCUACGAGCACAUCUCCCAGCAUCUACGUAUUGCCCUUCUCAAAGGACCAAAGUUCACGGUGAGUGUGCUGUUGCUGAGAAUGCUGAGCUGCGGACUCGC
Messenger RNA from Copidosoma floridanum, 266 nucleotides. RefSeq lists its product as uncharacterized. NCBI's taxonomy places the organism in Eukaryota, Metazoa, Arthropoda, Insecta, Hymenoptera, Encyrtidae. The record is from RefSeq and is a predicted model, not a curated record.